AUGAGUGACUCGGACGAGAAUUUCGACAUGGACGUCUCCGGGUCCGACUCCGAAGGUUACGCCCCCGCCGCGAAGAAGAAGGCUGCUGCUCCCAAGAAGGCCGCCAUCAAGGCUGCACCCAAGGCUGCUGCGAAGCCGAAGACUACGAAGAAGAAGGUGCUCGCGGACAAGGACGACAAUGCGGACAGUGACCGCGAAGACCCUAUAGACGAAGACGAGGGCCCGUCAGUGGCCGGUCCUUCCUCCUCUCCCGUAGUGAAAGCCCCCACUAAGAAGAAGACAGCCUCAGAGACAUACACCAAGCUCUCGCAAUUGGAGCAUAUUCUCAAGCGUCCCGAUUCCUACAUUGGAAGCGUGGAGACCAUCACUGCGAUGAUGUGGACGUGGGACUCGGAGAACAAGCGGAUGGUUCACCGAGAAAUCAAGUACGUUCCGGGUUUCUUCAAGAUUGUGGACGAAAUUCUUGUCAAUGCUGCGGACAAUAAGAUUAAUGAUGCCACUAUGGACACAAUCAAGGUCGACAUCGACGUCGAGAAUAACACCAUCUCCGUGUACAACAAUGGUCGUGGUAUCCCCAUUGAGAUGCACUCGAAGGAGAAGAUUUACAUCCCCGAGCUCAUCUUCGGCCACCUCCUCUCCUCCUCCAACUACGACGAUGACGAGAAGAAGCUCACCGGUGGUCGUAAUGGUUACGGAGCUAAGCUCGCCAACAUCUACUCAACGCAAUUCACCGUCGACACCGCGGACAAGAACUCGAGCCAGAAAUAUGCGCAGACGUGGACGGAGAACAUGAGCAAGAUGGGCAAGGCGAAGAUCACGAAGAACAGCAGGGGUGAGGAGUAUACCCGCGUCUCGUUCAAGCCCGACCUGAAGCGAUUCGGGAUGGAGAGCAUCGACGAAGACACGGUCUCUCUGCUCAAGAAGCGCGUCCACGACUUGGCAGGCACGGUGAAGGACGUGAAGGUGUUUCUGAACGGGGAACGCCUCAAGAUCAAGAAUUUCAAGCAUUACGUCGAACUCUUCAUCAACUCUGCUGCCGAGCAGGCCGCGGAUGCUUCGGGCGGCGCGGCGCAAGCAAAGCCUAGUGUCGUUUACGAGAAGAUUGGCCACCGGUGGGAGGUCGCUUUCGCAGUCUCGGAGGGGUCAUUCCAGCAAGUCUCGUUCGCGAACUCGAUCUCGACUGUCAAGGGAGGCACACAUGUGACCUACAUCGCGGACCAGUUGGCGAAGAGCCUCAUCACGUCCAUCACGAAGAAGAACAAGGCGGCGACGGUGAAGCCAGCACAAAUCAAGAAUCACAUGUGGAUUUUCGUGAACGCGCUCAUCGAAAAUCCGACAUUCGACAGUCAGACGAAGGAGACACUCACCUUGCCCGCGAGCAAGUUCGGCUCGAAGCCGAACCUCUCGGAGGAUUUCAUGAAGAAAGUGGCUAAGACGAGCAUCGUGGACCAUGUCUUGAACUGGGCAAAGUUCAAGGCUGACCAGCAACUAAAGAAGACUGAUGGGAAUCGGAGAACGAGGCUCACUGGAAUGACGAAGCUUUCCGAUGCUAACAACGCUGGCGGGAGGAAAGCUUCAGAGUGUACUCUCAUCCUCACGGAAGGUGACUCCGCCCGAGCUCUGGCCAUCGCUGGUCUCGGUGUUGUCGGUCGCGACAACUUCGGCGUUUUCCCUUUGCGUGGAAAGUUACUCAACGUGCGCGACGCAAAGCACGACCAGAUCAUGAAGAACGAGGAAAUCCAGGCCAUCAAGAAGAUUAUGGGUCUUCAGCACAACAAGGAGUAUUCGGACGUGACGACCUUGCGCUACGGUCGCCUCAUGCUCAUGACUGAUCAGGAUCACGAUGGUUCGCAUAUCAAGGGACUCCUCAUCAACUACUUGGACCACUUCUACCCGUCCCUACUCAAGGUCCCAAAGUUCCUUGUGGAGUUCAUUACGCCCGUCGUCCGUGUGUGGAAGGGCAAGGAGAUCAUCAACUUCUACACGAUCCCCGAGUACGAGAUAUGGCUCGAAGAGACUCCUGACUCGCACAAGUGGCAGCAUAAAUACUUCAAGGGUCUUGGUACGAGCAAGGACGAGGACGCCCGGGACUAUUUCCGAGAUAUGAAACGUCAUAUGAUUCCCUUUUCCACUACACAGGAGGGCGACCAUUCACUCAUCGAGCUCGCCUUCAGCAAGAAGAAGGCAGACGAUCGUAAGGAAUGGUUGCGCCAGUUCGAGCCGGGAACCUUCCUCGAUCACACACAGCGGGAGAUUCCCAUGUCUGAUUUCAUCAAUCGGGAACUCAUCCUGUUCUCGAUGGCGGACAACAUCCGAUCGAUCCCGUCCGUGUCCGAUGGACUCAAGCCCGGUCAACGUAAGGUCAUCUGGUCUUGUUUCAAGCGUAACUUGAAGCGCGAGAUCAAGGUUGCCCAGCUAGUCGGUUAUGUCUCCGAGGUGUCUGCAUAUCACCACGGUGAAGCUAGUUUGAUGGCCACGAUCAUCAACUUGGCUCAAGACUUUGUCGGGAGCAACAACAUGAACUUGCUCAUGCCGAACGGUCAGUUUGGUACGCGUGACCAGGGCGGCAAGGACCACGCCGCGGCUCGUUACAUCUUCACCGAGCUGGCGCCUGUCGUCCGCACCGUGCUCCACCCGGCAGACGACGCCAUUCUCACCUGCCAGCAGGACGACGGCAAGACGGUCGAACCGGAGUGGUACAUGCCUAUCCUCCCGUUGGUUCUGGUGAACGGUGCCGAGGGUAUUGGUACUGGUUGGAGUACUUCAGUCCCUUCGUUCAACCCUGAGGAUAUCAUCAACAACAUCCUUCGUCUCAUGAAGGGCGAAGAGCAAGUACCGAUACUGCCUUGGUGGCGUGGGUUCUCCGGCGAGAUUAAGAAGGUCAGCGACAACAAGUACGACGUCACUGGCACGAUCAAGAAGCUCGACGACAACACUGUCGAGAUCACCGAAUUGCCCAUCCACAGGUGGACACAGAACUUCAAGGCUGAGCUCGAGGCGCUGUGCGGCGAGAAGGGCGACGGCGACGUCAAGGAUUACAAAGAGUACCACAACAACAUGAACGUCCACUUCGUCGUCACCAUGUCCGAGAAGGGGAUGGAGAAGGCGGAGAAGCAGGGCUUCCACGAGUACUUCAAGCUCACCACGAAGAUCAACACCUCGAACAUGGUCUGCUUCGACUUCGACGGCAAGAUCAAGAAGUACAGCUCGCCCGAGGAAAUCAUCGAGGACUUCUACCCCCGCCGGCUCGCGUUCUACCAGAAACGGAAGGACCACCUCGCGGACGAGCUCCAGAUCCAACUCGACCGGCUCACCAACCAGGCGCGGUUCAUCAAGUUGAUCAUCGACCGCCAGCUCAUCAUUUCGAACCGGCGCAAGGCGGACAUCGUCACGGAGCUGCGCAAGAACGACUUCCGGCCGUUCCCAAAGGUCACAAAGGCAAAGGCGGCGGGCGAGAUGGAAGCAGUCGUUGAGGAGGAUGACGACGACGAUGCUGGGAGCGCCGGCAAGGGACUUAGCGAUUUCGACUACCUCCUUGGUAUGGCCAUCUGGAGCCUGACGAAGGAGAAGAUCGAAAAGCUCCUCUCGCAGGCCAAAGAGAAGGAAGACGAGUUGCUCGCGCUCCUCGCGCUCACCCCCAUCCAGAUCUGGCAGACUGACCUAGACGCUUUCCUUGCGCAGUGGAAGCAAACUUGCGAAAACUGGGAGGCGAAACUCUGUGCUGCAGAGGGCGAGAACACGGGCAAGAAGGGAAAGAAGAAGCAGGCCAAGCUCGCGUUUAAGAAACCCAAGAACGAGGACGAAGAGGAUGACGACUUCAAGCCCAAGGCUGCACCCAAGAAGAAGCCUGCCGAGCCCAAGAAGCCUGCCGAGCCCAAGAAGCCUGCCGAGCCCAAGAAGCCUGCUGCUGCCUCUGGGUCAGACGUCGUAGUCAAGAAGGCCGACAGCGACGACGACGUACCUACCCUGCCCAAGAAGCGUGCUCCCGCGAAGAAGGCGGCAAAGGUCGAAGACGACUCAGAUAUCGAAAUGUACGACGAGCCUCCACGGAAGCCUGCUGCCACGAAGAAGGCCCCCGCGAAGAAGGUCGACUCAGAGUCUGAAUUCGAGGACCCGCCGUCGGCAGGAAAGGGCAAAGGCAAGGCGAAGGCCGCUCCGAGGGCGAAGAGGAAGAGGCGAGUCGAACCUGCAACCAAGAAGUCGAGGGCGUCCCUAUUGGACUCAGACGAUGACGCCAUGGAGGUUGACCCGGCGCCCAAGAAGAAUGGCAAGCAGACGUCCAUGGCGGACUUCUUGGGCAAGCCCGGCGCCCCGAUAAAGAAGCCAGCUGCGACAGCGCGCAAGGCGUCUGGCACUGCAACGAAGGCUGCCGCGAAGAAGGCACCGAAGAAGAUUGUGUCGGAUGACGACGACGACGACGAGCUGAUUGAGGUACCGUCGCCGCCAGCAGCAGCAGCACCGAAGCGCACGGCACGCACGGCUGCAAGCAAGUCCAAGUACGUGGAGGUAUCCUCCGGGGACGACGAAGACGGCUCGGAUUUCGAAGACUAG
Messenger RNA from Epithele typhae, 4551 nucleotides. RefSeq names its product type II DNA topoisomerase. The coding region runs from base 1 to 4551 and encodes 1516 amino acids. Gene Ontology annotation, cellular component: nucleus. Gene Ontology annotation, molecular function: ATP binding; DNA binding; DNA topoisomerase type II (double strand cut, ATP-hydrolyzing) activity. The transcript is spliced from 15 exons. The record is from RefSeq and is a predicted model, not a curated record. NCBI's taxonomy places the organism in Eukaryota, Fungi, Basidiomycota, Agaricomycetes, Polyporales, Epitheliaceae. Gene Ontology annotation, biological process: resolution of meiotic recombination intermediates; DNA topological change; sister chromatid segregation.